AUGUCCUGGUUUGCUGCCAGUGUGGACUGGCAGAGCGUUCGUGCCGACAUUGAGGAAGCCAUUGAUAACAACGACAUCGAUGGCCAGGCCCCCGGCCCCCUCCUCCUCCGCCUCGCGUGGCAUUGCUCUGGCACCUACGACAAGGAGACGGGCACCGGUGGCAGCAACGGCGCGACCAUGCGCUUUGCGCUCGAGUCGGAUGAUCCCGCCAACGCCGGCCUUCAAAAGGCGCGCAACCUCCUUGAGCCCAUCAAGGCCAAGUAUCCCGGCAUGACUUUUGCCGAUCUCUACACCUUUGCCGGCAAGGUGGCCGUCGAGUCGAUGGGUGGUCCCGAGAUUGCCUGGAAGCCGGGCCGCUCGGAUGCCGCUGAUGAGACCUUCUGCCCUCCCAACGGCCGCCUGCCCGAUGCCACCCAGGGUGCUGCCCACAUCCGCCAGGUCUUCUACCGCAUGGGCUUCAACGAUCAGGAAAUUGUUGCGUUGGUGGGGGCCCACACCGUGGGCCACUGCCACAAGGACCGCUCCGGCUUUGAUGGACCUUGGUCCUUUGGCCCCUACAGCUUCGACAACGACUUUUUCCGCCUGCUCUUUGACGAGACCUGGACCGUGCGCCCCAACUUCAAGCCCACUCAGUACGAGGACUCGACCGGCAAGCUAAUGAUGCUGCCCACCGAUCUGGCCAUUGUCCAGGAUCCCAAGUUCCGCCAGUGGGCUCGCAAGUACGCUGACGACAUGGACCUUUUCCACCGUGACUUUGCCGCCGCUUUUGCCAAGCUAAUGGACCUCGGCGUGCCGCGUCGUUAA
Messenger RNA from Monosiga brevicollis MX1, 804 nucleotides. RefSeq lists its product as uncharacterized. The transcript has 4 exons. Gene Ontology annotation, molecular function: peroxidase activity; heme binding. Lineage: Eukaryota; Choanoflagellata; Craspedida; Salpingoecidae. The record is from RefSeq and is a predicted model, not a curated record. The coding region runs from base 1 to 804 and encodes 267 amino acids. Gene Ontology annotation, biological process: hydrogen peroxide catabolic process; cellular response to oxidative stress; response to reactive oxygen species.